Molecule: messenger RNA, 1398 nt
Organism: Colletotrichum aenigma
Lineage: Eukaryota; Fungi; Ascomycota; Sordariomycetes; Glomerellales; Glomerellaceae
Product: putative acetyltransferase
Exons: 6
Coding region: 1-1398 (465 amino acids)
Molecular function (GO): acetyltransferase activity
Source: RefSeq, a predicted model, not a curated record
AUGGUCCCCAACGUUGACGAGGCGGAUAACCUCGCCCGCAUGGAGCGGGGCGAGCUGUACUAUGCUUUCACCCCCAAUCUUGUGGCAGCCAGACGACGCUGUGGCGAAGCAGUCGGCCGGUUCAACAGGGCAGGCGACUUGACCAGGCGAGAAAUAGCACAUCAUUGGAAAGAGAUAACGAAUGACGACACCCCUCUCCCUGCCCCUGGCGCAUCGACUGAAGAAGAUGACCAAGUAUUGCAGAAUUAUCCCUGGAUUGAGAGGCCCAUCAACAUCGAUUAUGGAACCAACAUCAAAGUUGGCGUGAAUGUCUUCAUCAACUUCAACUGCACGAUAAUCGAUACGUGCCUUGUAUCCAUUGGGUCCCGAACCAUGUUUGGCCCAAACGUCUCCCUCUACAGCGGGACUCACCCACUGGACCCGGACCUGCGGGAUGGCACGAAUGGCCCAGAAUAUGGAAAGCCUAUCACGAUCGGAGAUGACUGCUGGCUGGCGGGAAACGUCGUCAUCCUUCCCGGAGUGACGAUCGGCAAUGGCUGUGUAGUGGGAGCAGGAAGCGUGGUUACUAAGGACGUCCCGCCUUACCAUUUCAUUCGCACUUCUGCCUCGCAACCCCGUACAUUGACGUUCUUCACCACAAAGCCUUCUGAAACACAGAGUGUUGAGCUUCAAGGCGUAGCCCAAGAUCCAGCGAUCACCAACGAUGAUACCUCCGCUCAAUCCUUGCCCCCCGCAGAUAAAGGCACGCUUGCCUGGAAGUUCCUGUUUGGUUCCUUCAUUGUCGAGGCGGUGUUAUGGGGAUUUCCGCUGUCAUACGGCGUGUUCCAGGACUACUACACCAAACAUCCAAGUUUCCAGCAAGACUCCAAUAUCGCCGUGAUCGGCACCGUAGCGACGAGCGUCUACUUCCUCGGCGGCCCGAUGGCAACACCUCUGGUGGCGCGCUUUCAGGCGUGGCAGCGACACAUGAUUGUCGUCGGCUUGCUGGGCUGCUGCGUUUCACUCGCUGUCGCAUCGUUCAUGUCAUCAGUGCCCGGCUUGAUUGCCACGCAGGGCGUCCUCUACGGCUUCGCGUUUACCCUGCUGUACUACCCCGUCCUGCGCAUGCUGAAUGAGUGGUUUGUCCAUCGACGGGGGUUUGCUUUCGGUAUCAUGUCGACUGGCGCUGGAUGCAGUGGUACAACGCUCCGGGCAAUGGCGGUUGUCCAAUUCGUCACCAUCUUGCCUGUGAUACCGCUCCUCAAGGGGCGCUUGCCAGUUUCCAGGCAAGGCACCCUCCGCAAAGACGACUUUGGGUUCUUCAAGAAGCCGCUGUUCUACUGCUUCGCGUUCGUUAAUCUCCUCGAGGCCCUGGGGUAUUACAUCCCAUCUCUGCGGCCCUCAUGGCGGGUAGGGUGA